Messenger RNA from Pseudozyma flocculosa PF-1, 1509 nucleotides. RefSeq lists its product as uncharacterized. The transcript has a single exon. NCBI's taxonomy places the organism in Eukaryota, Fungi, Basidiomycota, Ustilaginomycetes, Ustilaginales, Ustilaginaceae. Bases 1 to 1509 code for a protein of 502 amino acids. The record is from RefSeq and is a predicted model, not a curated record.
AUGGUUCGCGACUUCCUCGGCGCGGCCGCUGCCACCACCGUCGCCCUGCUCGCCCUCAACGGCGUCUCGGCCGACCGCACACCCGUCUCGCACUCGCGCCUCGCCUCGCGGCAGUCGGCCUCGAUCCUGCAAAAGGACUACAAGAACGGCGACCCUGCCCCCGGCGCACGCCAGGGAGACGCCGGCGGACAGUCGAUUGUCAUCAACGGCAACGGCGGACACGACAGCAACUCGCAGCGCGCCGGCUGCGAUAGCAUCUUCAUCGGCAGCGCCGCCGUCGGCGGUUCCUUUUCCUCUGGCUGGACCGAGAUGCCCCAGGUGGUCGGCUUCGAGACCAAGCGCGACCUCGUCGUCGAUGGCGGCCAGACGGUGCAGCCUUACAUCCAGGAGAUGGGCAAGGACGCCUCCAAGAUCAAGCGCGUCAUCAUCGUCCAGCCCGGCCUGCCCCGCGACUACUGGAAGUACUCGAACCUGGUGCGCAACAGCCUCCUCUGCGCCUCGCUCAACCAGACCGCCGGCAUCGACCCUUCGACGAUCCUCAUCACCGCACCCGCCUGGCUCACCCAGGCCGACCGCUCGGCGGGCGCGGGCGAGUCCAACGACCUCUACUUUGCCGGCGGCGGCUGGUCCACUGGCGGCAACUCGGCGGGCCCCAACGACGCCCGCGUCUCGAGCUUCACGGUGCUUGACAAGAUGACUGAAAAGUUCCUCAACAAGGCCGAGUACCCGGCGCUCACGUCGAUCUACGUCACCGGCCACAGCCUGGGCGGAGCCCUGACUCAGCGCUACGCCAUGCUGCGCAAGCCCACCGACGACGACGCCAACGUCGCCUUCCUGACGGGUAACCCGGGUGCCUACGCGUGGCCCAUUACCGACCGCCCGAUCGACAACCCGCCGGACACGUCGUGCGCCAACAGCCGCGACGACUGGACCUACGGCCUCUCGAACCUCAACAGCUACGCUCGCGGCGACGAUCGCAACGACAUCGCAUCGCGCUACGCCUCGCGCAAGGUCGUCUACGGCCUCGGCCUGUCGGACAACGAGCAGGGCGACACCCACUGCGAGGCGGGCUACCAGGGCACCUCGCACCUCACCCGCGGCCAGAACAUGGAAAAAGCCCUCGCCACGCUGCCCGGCGGCGUGCCCGCAUCGCACCACUUCAACUACGUGGCAAACGUCGCCCACGAAGAUUACCUGAUAUUGAGCGACCCGGUGUCGCAGUACUACCUGUUCAAGGAGGGUAUCGACACGCGCGCCGCCGGCAGCGGCAGCGGCUCUGCGUCGAGCUCCGGCUCGUCUGCGGCCGCGUCGUCCACCAGCCGUCCCAGCGGCGGUCAGAGCGGAUCGUCGGGCAGCUCUGGCUCCGGCUCGAGCUCCGGCUCGUCUGGCAGCGGCAGCAGCGGCAACAGCGGCAACAGCAACAACGGAGCUCUCUCUGCACAGGGCAGCCUCGCGGCUUCGAUCGUAGCCGUGGUUGGUGCUGCGGCGGCGGCGGCGGCGCUGCUCUGA